This is a messenger RNA of Necator americanus (New World hookworm), 1725 nucleotides long. RefSeq lists its product as uncharacterized. The coding region runs from base 1 to 1725 and encodes 574 amino acids. Lineage: Eukaryota; Metazoa; Nematoda; Chromadorea; Rhabditida; Ancylostomatidae. The record is from RefSeq and is a predicted model, not a curated record. The transcript has 15 exons. Gene Ontology annotation, cellular component: cytoplasm. Gene Ontology annotation, molecular function: metal ion binding.
AUGUUCUCCUCGUCGGGAUUUUCUUUGGUGUCAGCAUUUUCCGACGACGGUCAGCGUCUCACACGUUCACAAAAAAUACAUCGAGAAAAUGAGCGAACAAAUCUCUUGACGAUCACAAGACUUGUUUUACGUGCUUUUCUGGAGCAUACGAUGGCAGACAACAAUCGGAUACUCGAAUGUGACACUCAACAGAUUAGUGACCUUAUAAUGAUGCUGGAAAAAGUACUUUGGCAUGGUUUCAAAGCUCCUGGACAGAAAGCCCUGAUUGUCCUGAGGAGUCCAGAUGCCGAAAUGUGGACUGCGAUUAGUCGAAUUGCUCGAUCCGACGCUGCUAUGCUGGAGACGGUCACCUGUGUUGACCAGAUCGAGUCAUUACUAACUCCUAUAUCUCGAAUUCGUGCUUUUAUUCGACUCGCAAUGAUGCAGAAGAAACUGUUUGAUUUUUUCACUAUCAUCGCGAAUUCCCCUUUAUUGAAGACUUACUACGAGGCCUGGGCUCUACUGAGGCAGGAGGAAAUUGUGCAGCUUACUGGUGCACUGCUUGGAUUAUCUGUCGUCGACUGCAACCUUGUACUGGAACACGAUCACUUGCAGGAUCAACCGUUGAGCGUCGACUUAUCGUUAUACAUCCGCAUCCCAACGGUCCCCACUGAAGGUGGUGAUACUGUGACGGCGAACGGGAGCUUGGAACGAAGUUAUAAUAAAGAGAAGAAACUUCUACUUGAUCAAAACAAUUACCUUGAAGAGCGAAACAGACAGUUACAAUGCAAUAUUGAUAAUUUGAAGAGAAAACUGAGCGCUUUGGAGAAUGGCAAUGAAACAGCUGCUGUGACAGUGGAAAAAGAGCUCGUAUCAUUCAAAAACAUCGAACACAUCGAGAACAACCACCCGUCGAGCAGCAAAGAGAAGGAAUGGGAAGUGGAGCGAGAAAGACUGCUGGGCCAGAUUGUGGAAAGAGAGGAUUCUUUACGGAUAGUUCAACAGCAGUUAAUAGACACAAAGAAAAUCAACUCAGAUUUAUAUGAUAAGCUCAAGCUGGCAGACGAUAAAUGGCGUCGUUUGGAAAGAGACAUUGCCAGAAUUCGAGAACAGUACAUAAACGAAACCGAAUCACUGAAGAAAACAAUCUCGAAUCUCGAGGUAUCGAAUGCGAUUCUACAGGAAAAUGCGCAGAAGAAAACUGCGAAUGAUGAAGUAAUGCGUACCGAACUCGAGAAGAAAUAUGGUCAACAUGCUGAACUCGUCGGAGCCUUACAAGAAAAACAGAACGCACUGGCUGAGGCAGAGAGUGAACUGGUGGUACUGAGAAGAAGAGUUAGUUCUAUGGAAAAAGAACUGAAGGAAAUGCCUUUCCUAAAAGAGGAGCUCAGAGAACUGCAAGAGAAGUAUGAUUGCGUGUCAGAACGUGCCGAAGAGUCCGAACGUGCGCUGGAAGAAAUAGGAGGCCAUCUAAGCGAAUCAAAAUUGAGGAUGCUUGAAUUGGCGGAAGAACUUCUGCCACUUUCUGAUGCUCAUUGGGCAAAAGAUUCAGAUGUCUCUCAAUGUACAGCAUGCUCGGACAAGUUCUCCAUUUCGAAACGCAAACAUCAUUGCCGAAUGUGCGGGUCAAUUUUCUGCGCUGCUUGUAGCGAAGGACGAAUCAAACUCCCUUCUAAUUCCAAACCCGCGAGAGUUUGUGACCAGUGCUUCAAUCUGUUGAAGAAUCGGCAGCUAGGGGAUGCAUAG